This is a messenger RNA of Capsella rubella, 321 nucleotides long. Its product is annotated as putative defensin-like protein 282. The record is from RefSeq and is a predicted model, not a curated record. The transcript has 2 exons. Bases 1 to 321 code for a protein of 106 amino acids. Lineage: Eukaryota; Viridiplantae; Streptophyta; Magnoliopsida; Brassicales; Brassicaceae.
AUGCCGAAGACCACUUUCCACAUUGCUGCUCUCUUUGCUCUCACUUAUCUUCUUCUUGCACCUGGUUUGAUCUCUUUAUCCUUCCUUCAAAAUCUUGUGUUUCGUCACUAUGCACGUGUACAAUGUGUCCAAACAAGGGAUUGCACAAACGUUUGUUCAGACGGUGGUCUUUGCAACGAAAACUUUAAAUGCAUUUGUUGGUCGCCAAACGCAGUGAUCAAUAGCGGACCGCCAUGCUGGUCGGACGAAAUGUGUUUUAGUACGUGCGGUGGAAAUGGUGGUUAUUGUAACUACGAAAUUGGAGGAUGUUACUGCCAAUGA